GGCUAGCAGUGAAAAUCACUCUCUUUUCUCCUUGUGUGACUCUGGCAAAGUUACCAGCAGAUUAUUACAAAGUGAUUUUGAACUGUUUCAUGUAAUUGUUUUCUAAGAUUAGUGUAUGAAACACUGCUUUUAGAUAGAGAAAAGGACAGCUUCCCAUUAAGAAGGGAGAAUGCGAAAGGGGAACAUACUUGAUAGUGGCAUCCUGCUCUGGAUCUGUCCUGGACUUGUUUACAUGAUAGGUGCGGUGUCACUCCACAUAGACCAGGGCCUCCAUGACCACUGCAGUGGGAGUUUAUCCCUGGGCUGUUCUGCCCAAGCUUCUGGAACACCCAUCCAUAUCUUUAUGUCAUGGGUGAGCCAGAUGAAGGAGGUACUGUGUAACAUGACUGACGGAGUGAUCGACCACCAGGCCAACGGUACUCUGUGUCAGUAUGAUGGCGAGAAGCUCACACUAACGGUCACGCUGCUUGGCGCCAGGGCCUGGAGCCGUGAAACAUACUACUGUAAACUGCGCUCCAACCUGGGCAUCAGCAACGCCAACACCCCUGUGCAACCACCAGCAGUGUGUGAAGGGUCGUUUCAGCACACCGCUCUGCAGAGUCCACCUCGGGAGGAGUGCUUCUUUUACGACGUGUACCCCGAGGGCCAGGUGCACUGGUUCAGCAACGGUAAAAACCUGACAGCCUCCUCCAAGAUCCUGCGAGGUGACAACGGACUAUUCAACAUCAGCAGCGUCCUCCCGAGGCAGGAGAACAUGAGCGAUCUGAUCUGCAGGCUGAGCAGUCAGAAGUCAAGCUAUGAAAUCCCGUACAGGGAGGAACCCAAAGUGGCACCUUCCCAUGAGAUCAAACCCAGCAGCAGCAGCAGCAGCGGCGUAGGACUCCACUGGGCUCUGUUCCUUACUGGACUUCUAUUGCUCUCACAAUGGGAGUAGGCGGAGAGACAGCUAGGUAAUCAUACUGAUGCAAUGGAAAACUUUCAUAUGUAGAAAGAGUGAGGUUUAGAUUACAUUUGGAUUUUUAUCAAAAUGUUUCAAAAAUAGGUCAAAGGUCAACUUAAUUUGCCUGCCAUAGCCAAUGAAAUCAUCGGAAAAGUCACCUUAAAUCUACCCCAAUCUUUGGUUGCUUUACAUGAACUUUGCAUCUUUGCUUAACAACAUCUUAACACAAUACUUAAUUGUGUCUUAACAAGAUACUUUAAUAACAUCAAGUUGCAAUGGCAACUCUGGCCAGUGCAGCUGCUUGGCCCCUCCAUUGCUGUUUUGCAAUAUUUCUGAAUGUGCUGUACUGUCUGAUCUGUGCAUACUCAGAGGUCAAAGUUGUAAAAGUUGACCCCUGUAAUGUCCAUUUCAUAAUUCACACUCUGCAUAGUGGUGUGUAUUGGUGUGCUAGCAUGAUUACAUGAGAAGGGAGAAUGACAUGUGCAACACGAGAGUAUCUGAGAUGGGGAAUGCAUACAUUAAACGGUGGUAGUGGUAGGGUGGUGGUAGUGUAGUGGUUAAGGAGCUGGGCUAGCGUGCAGUAGCCUGAAAGUUGUCGGUUCAAUUCCCAGAUUCCACCGUUGUGCCCUUGAGC
Messenger RNA from Alosa alosa (allis shad), 1574 nucleotides. RefSeq lists its product as uncharacterized. The transcript has 4 exons. Bases 170 to 934 code for a protein of 254 amino acids. The record is from RefSeq and is a predicted model, not a curated record. Lineage: Eukaryota; Metazoa; Chordata; Actinopteri; Clupeiformes; Clupeidae.